Acaulospora morrowiae is the source of this 597-nucleotide messenger RNA. The record is from the annotation of a GenBank genome assembly. Lineage: Eukaryota; Fungi; Glomeromycota; Glomeromycetes; Diversisporales; Acaulosporaceae.
AUGACAGUGAGCUUGUUCCGUUACAACGCGACUUUGGAAAGGUCCGCACAGAAGUGGAAGGAUUUUUUGUAUGGCAAGGGCCAUUAACUUUUGAAAGAUUGGUAGAUGAGGAUGAACAACCUAAAAAGAAAGCACCCGCAAAACGAAAACCAAAAUCUGUGGAUAAUGAGACGCCAAAAGUCCGUAAGAAGCGUACUGUCAAAAAGGCUGAUGCAAAUGGAAAUGAUGCAAAUGGAAAACCUACUACGAGUACAAAAAAAAGAGCAUCAAAGAAGGCGAUGAAGAGUGAAGUAAAAAAUGAAUCAUCUUCUGUAAACGGAAGUAACUUGACACACGGCAACACAAACAACACUUUUCAUGGAGAUUCGACGACAACGAAAAAUCAUCAGAGUUUACCCAACGUGAUUCUUAACAUAGAUACCAGCAACAAUCCUCAUGCACCAGAAAACCAGAAAACUUCAUUGGAUGCUAAUAAAACUCUAGGGAAAAGGAAGAAAACUUAUCCAACGGAAAGUGUACACUCAGAAGUGCAACAUCUUUUGGACGUUUUCAAGGAGCUUAUAGAAGCCGGUUCGUUAACUUUGAUGAUGAUGAAAG